AUGUCCGCAAAUAGAGUCAUGAAGCUGGCUUCAGAAAAACAAUUCAGAUGCACCAUUUGUGACCGCUUGUUUACUCGCGUUGACCACCUUAAACGUCAUCAGCUCCGCCCGAUAACUUGCGCGAUCAUUAUCAAGAUUGCCCCCAGCGAGGAGAUCGACACAUACCGGAGACUAGCCAAAGAGGCAGGAGGCGUCACGCGUGUGAAUCAGAAAUGCACAUCCAUGAAGUUACGGUGCGAUGGGAGUUCUCCUUGUGGUGCAUGUGUGAAGAGAAAUAUUCCGUGUACUCGUCACCGUUCAAAAUCAGGCGAUGACAGUGAAACUCGGACCGCCUCGACGAAAUCCGAUGAUUUUGAUCAGACUUAUGAGAGAGGCUCAGUCAAGUUCCUUCUCAAUGGAGGUACAGACAGCUUCACAAAAGGCUUUCACCUCCCUUCCCGCUAUGAUAGGGCUCCGGUGCUCUCCUGGGCUGACAACAAUCAAAAUCAUAACGUCGGCCACAUGAACGAGACCGUUAACACCCAAUCACCCUUAGGCAUGCAAAAUAGCACACAUACCCAUCAUCCAGUAUCGGUAUCGGGCAUCGAAAGUCAGCCUGUUGAUGUGGCAUUUUACAAUGACGGAUUUCUUCAAUUUUUCAAUGGCGGAUACAAUAUUGGUCCGCGCUUACAGCCUGAUCCAACCCCAACAACAUUUACCCAUGCCCAAACUCCCGCAAAUUCCAUUCAAGCGCUUCCCCUAGCGCCGUCGACAGAGCAAUAUUUUGAACACGAGAGCCCCUAUUCGACGAACUUGAUAAAUUCAAUCCUGUCGAAAUGGUGGACUCUUGAAAUGGACGAUGUUACACCAAUUGCUAUUUCUCAGGAAUUGCGAUAUCUCUUAACUACACAAAGAAUCCACAAAUUUGUUUCCCUCUACUUUCGGAACUGGCACAAAAACUGUCCAAUGAUGCACCAGCCGUCGUUUGAUUCGGAGACGGCCAAUCCGUAUUUGCUUGCUGCUGUUGUCCUUAUGGGGGCAAUAUAUUCUGACAACGCGAACGAAAGGAUCACGGCGAAAAGGCUGCUAGAUCUAGUCGAGGCGUUUAUAUUUUCCACGGAAGUAUUUUCUCAAGAUUUCGAAAUUGCUCAAUCAUACAAGGCGCCUCAUGCCCAACUGGAUAUAAAAACAGACUGGAGGACCUUUCAAAAUUUCCAAGCGGGAUAUCUGAUUUUUUUGGUUCAGUAUUGGGGAGGAAGUAGAACUGCAAGGAAUCGAAUGGUGCAGAUUCGGUUGGGGGAGGUGGUCAAGAUUGCACGCCAAAUGCUACUGACAAAAUGCCGACAUGACCUGGAGGACCAAAUGAGCGAAUAUCUUUGGCUUCAAAAAGAGUGCCGGAUAAGAACCAUGAUCGUCAUAUCAAUGAUCGACUCUGCAAUGCCGUUUUAUCAAAAUUAUCCUUCGAGGUUGACGAACAUCGAACUUCAAUGUGACUUGCCCUGUCAAGAAACCUAUUUUGCAGCACGGAAUCCGUUUCUGGAGCCUGACUUUCGGCUUAGCCGGGGGAUGACGGUAUACCAGGCCUUCCAAAGCCUUUUUGUGGAGCAAGGAUCUGUCCGUCCGCUAUUCGUUCACCGCGGGACAAACAUUCUGCAUUUGGGAAUAAUGGAUAUGUUCCUUCUCAUUCAUCAAAUCUACUCCUAUAUCCAUAUGCACAUGAACCUUUUGAUGCCGCUAUUAGGAAAACGGAACUCAAAUCAACCUGAAUGCGGGACUGUCACUCGGAUCAAGCUUGCUCUUGAACACUGGCGAUCGCUAUGGAUCUCUCUUCGUGCCGAGCUACCCAAUUGUGAAUGGGAGAGGGUGGGUUUCUUCAAAGGAGCCUACAAUUUCUGGCUCGUAUCGCAGUUGCUUAUUAGUAAGGAUGCUGCGGUGGAUAUCCUCAUGAGAAUGGACGUCAACUGCGAAGAUAAACUGAGCCAGCUGAAGGCCCUUCUACCUGAUGACAACGAUUAA
Molecule: messenger RNA, 1995 nt
Organism: Paracoccidioides brasiliensis Pb18
Exons: 7
Coding region: 1-1995 (664 amino acids)
Biological process (GO): regulation of transcription by RNA polymerase II; DNA-templated transcription
Cellular component (GO): chromatin
Molecular function (GO): DNA-binding transcription factor activity, RNA polymerase II-specific; RNA polymerase II cis-regulatory region sequence-specific DNA binding; zinc ion binding
Source: RefSeq, a predicted model, not a curated record